Molecule: messenger RNA, 1592 nt
Organism: Polychytrium aggregatum
Lineage: Eukaryota; Fungi; Chytridiomycota; Chytridiomycetes; Polychytriales
Exons: 3
Source: RefSeq, a predicted model, not a curated record
CCGGGUCAGUCGAGACAAUCAAUCACAGACACGCGACCGGAAGAUGCGCCGGGUCGGGCUUGGGCAGCAUCGCCCUGUCGCUGUCCACCGCUGCCCAACUCCAUCAGCAAAUUCACCCGGCCAGCCAGCCUGCCAUCAUCACUCGGCUGGUAUAACUGCCCAUGUGAGGUCUUGAUGACAGCCCAAACCAAGGCAAAAUCCACUCCCAUCGACUCCCUGGAGCGGCCAUCGCUACGGCUCUCGACCGAGGAAAUCGAGAGCCUCCCAGAUGGCUCCGAGCCUCCCGGCUUGUCAUGCCGCCACAAUAUCGAUGGCCCCUUCGACAUCCCUGGGCUCGAGACUAUUGCUCUGCCGCUGGCUCCGCAGACAUACGGAUACAUACCAUGCCCUCUCGAUCCCCAGUCGUCGCUACCGCCAAGGUCCACAGCCAAGACCCCAAAGAAGCCCAAGAUGCCUGUCUCGAAGCCCAAGCCGAUGUUAGCCCCGGCUGGCUCUGCACACGGGUCUUCUGCCCUUUCACUACCACCUCCGCCGUCGCCGCCGCCGCCGCCACCCUCCUCAACCCGCAAGGCCAGCUUGCCGCUGGCACCGCUCGAACUCGGCCAGUCGCUGCACUACAGCAGCCUGAAGCCUCGCGAGUCUCUCAAGAUCCCGAUCAUCUCAGCCCCCUUUGCCGAUGUUGAAUGGGUCCGCAACGCCCGCAUUGCCAUGGCAGCGAAACCAAAGCGCGGCGGCGUCUCCGAGAGCAACCUCACAAAGUCCGCAUGCCAGCCAGAUUACUUCCACUCAUACGCCGAGGUCAAGGUGCUCGACACCGAGAGCCAUCACCUGGCCGUGCUCCUGCCCCAUCGAUACACCAAAAAGGUUCCCCUCUUCGGCAGCAUUCCGCGGUUCCCCGUCACCAACAAUCAGAUUGACGAGCCAUCGCCUGAAGCCGCUGGAUAUGGAUUCUCACCCUGCUGGGCCAAGCCUCGAUCUGCACGACAUUUGCGAUCUCGAACCACCCUCUCGGCCCUGGAACUCAGAGGCUCGAGCACCGACCGACCCGUCUCAACGUCCGGCAACUUCAGGCAGUCGUCUUGCACCCCUCCCAGCCAAGAAUCGUCAGAUCGUCGUCGCUUCAACCUAUCUCGCUGCACCACCGGCCAUCCGUCAGCUAAAUAUGCCUCAUCCCCAGGCUUCCAGGUCCGAGCACCAUCAGCCCACCUCGAACCCACCAGAGAUCAUCGGCACGGCAGUUCCAGCUCGUUCUUUGGCGAAGCUGGGGGCGUCAAAAAUUGCACAGGAGCACAGGACAAGGACAGAUCUCGGCCUCCGGCUGCAGCGUACGCAUCCGCUAACCAAGGCGGCUCAGUGCGGAUACCCCGCCAGGGAUCAGCAGGAACUCCUCUCCAAGAUCAUGGCCCGGGUGAGACCCAGCUGUCUCCCGAGAGGCGGAAUCCCAAGUUUAUCUGCGUCUCUGGCUUCCUGUCCGCGAACCAGCGGCUCGGAGAAGAUGGUGACCCUUGCCAAGGCCGCUCCUCCGUUCAGCAACGACAUGACCGAAGUUACCAGCGGCUGGGAUAUCCAACCGCAAGCCCCUCACCCUUCAC